GCGGGGUUUGUAGAUACCUAUAGUUACGAGCAGAUGGAAAGUGAUUGUUCUUACCUGAUACCUCUCAAUGUUAUUAGUCAAGUAAUCAUGAACGUGCUAAAUUCGAAUGAAUAUCGAACGGUUUUCAUCCUCUUCCAGUCUAAGAUGCAGUGAUACUUUGAUAAGCCAGGUAUUGCGCUCCGGGUGGAAGAUAAAAAAACGCUUGCUUUGGAAUGUCGUCUCGCAAAGGAGUUAGAAAGUUUCGCUUUUCGUCGGAUGUAGCCGAAUUUCGUCUGCUUAGAUAAAAGCAAGGCGACAAGCUACCUUUGACGUUUCCCAAUUGAAAGAAGCAAUGGAGGAAGCAGCUGUAAAAAGCGAUGGCUUGUUCAUCCCGCUUAUCGACUUCUCCCAAUUCCUGAACGGUAACCCGGAACAGAGGAAGCAGACCGCCGAUGCCAUCCUCCGCGGUUUUCAAACAUCCGGAUUCAUCUAUCUGAAGGGUCUGCCCGUCAAGCCGGAGUACCGGAAGCAUGUGUUUGAUACGUCAGCCAAGUACUUCAGGCUUCCCGUCGAGACCAAGAUGUCUCACUGCUGGACUACGCCCGAGGCGAACCGGGGUUACUCGGCGCCGGGCAGAGAGAAGAACACGGACCUGACGGACAUGGACGCCGUUAAGAAGUUGAGGGAUGCAGUACCUGACCUAAAGGAAAGCCUAGAAAUCGGGCGUGACGACGAGCCCGGUCACGCGAAUCAUUGGCCCGACGAAGAAGGCGAGCUGGUAGGCUUCAAGGAGACAAUGCUCGAAUUCCAUAACAAGUGCAAAGAAUUGCACAUUGAAGUUAUGCGCGCCAUCGCUGUGGGCCUGGGUAUCGAAGAAUCGUGGUUCGACAAGUACACGGACGUCGGAGAUAACACCUUGAGACUUCUUCACUACCCCGAAGUUAAGAGAGACGUGUUCAAAAUUAAUCCGGGACAGGUCCGCACCGGCGCGCACAGCGAUUACGGCUCCAUCACUCUGCUAUUCCAGGAUUCUCAGGGCGGUCUGCAGGUACAGAGUCCGACGGGUGUCUUUGUUGACGCGGCGCCCAUCGAGGACACCUGCGUGGUAAACGCUGGAGAUUUGCUAGCAAGGUGGAGCAACGAUAAUAUCAAGAGUACCAUUCAUCGUGUCGUAGAACCCCCGUCCCGUCGAGACGACAUUUAUCCGGCCAGAUAUAGUAUAGCAUACUUCUGCAAUCCCAACUUCAAGGACUACAUCGAGGCCAUCCCUAACACUUACGCUACCGAACAGGACAAAAAAUACGAGGGAGUGAAUAGCGGCCAGUAUCUCGUCCAGAGGUUGACGGCUACUUAUUAGCUAGCGCGAUUCGAUCGGAAGUUUCCAAGGUGAUAUCUCGUGCAGUGCUUCAUCUGACUGUC
Messenger RNA from Daldinia loculata, 1398 nucleotides. Its product is annotated as Clavaminate synthase-like protein. The transcript has 4 exons. Gene Ontology annotation, molecular function: dioxygenase activity. NCBI's taxonomy places the organism in Eukaryota, Fungi, Ascomycota, Sordariomycetes, Xylariales, Hypoxylaceae. The coding region runs from base 332 to 1336 and encodes 334 amino acids. The record is from RefSeq and is a predicted model, not a curated record.